UAAUAUCUUCUAUAUCCUAGUAACGGAUAAUAUGGCCAAUUAUCUAUCUCUAACAAAUGUAGAGAUAGAUAACAUUCCUGAUACAUCUCAUCUCAAAUAUAUGUAUAUAUAUAUAUAUAUAUAAAAGAUAAUAUAUCUACGUGAUAUAUUUACAUUAUUAUAAUCAUAGAUAGAUGCAAAUAAAUAAAUAUAAAUAUAAUGUAUUUAUUUUAUAAACAUAUAUAUAAUAAGAGAAGUAGAAGCCUGCGUCUUUGUCUCGUCACCGACUCACCAUCACCGUCACAAUCUCCUCAGAGCUCUGCCGGCGGCCUCCCUCCUGGACCGACGAAUUCCCAAAAAUUAGGGUUUUGAAAGUGGCGGCUCGACUCCGCUAAUUGUAGGAGCUUUCAGGACUGGAGGCUCUGCUUUGCCGUUUGAAAGAGACGAGACGACGAACAACACCGUUCCGGUGGCUAGAGAAGGUGGAGAUGUCGGUGCUGAUAGUGACGAGCUUGGGAGAUCUAGUGGUGGAUUUACACACUGAUGAGUGCCCCCUAACCUGCAAGAACUUCCUCAAGCUCUGCAAGAUCAAGUACUGCAGUGGCUGUCUCUUCCACACGGUCCAGAAGGAUUUCAUUGCUCAGACUGGUGACCCGACAGGAACUGGUGAAGGCGGCGAUUCUGUUUACAAGUUCCUCUAUGGGGAGCAAGCUCGGUUCUUUACCGCCUCUGUUGAAAUUCACCCCAGUCUGAGGCACUCCAAGAUGGGCACGGUUGCGAUGGCAAGCGCCGGAAAUGGGUAAUAAUCUUCUUCACGCUUCUCAGUUCACGCUUCUCAGUUCUACAUUACAUUGCAGGAUGAUCUCGAUUAUCUUGAUGGGAAGCAUACCGUGUUCGGGAAUUUGGCCGAGGGGCGUGACGUUUUGACAAGGAUUAAUGAAGCUUACACGGAUGAGAAGGGCAGGCCAUUUACGAAUAUUAGAAUAAAGCACACGUACAUAUUGGAUGACCCUUUCGAUGACCCUCCUAGGCUGGCCGAGCUGAUUCCCGAUGCUUCUCCUGAAGGAAAACCCAAAGAUGAGCCUGACAGCAAUGAGGUACGACUCGAGGACGUUUGGGUUCCUCUGGAUGAACGAUUGGGAGCGGCUGAACUGGAGAAGGUUAUCCGUACCAAGGAAGCUCAUUCCAGUGCAGUUGUUCUCGAGAGCAUCGGGGACAUUCCUGAUGCCGACAUAAAGCCUUUGUAUAACGUGCUCUUUGUUUGUAAGCUGAAUCCUCUUACUGAUGAUGAGGAUUUGCACACCAUAUUUUCCCGUUUUGGGACAGUAUUAUCGGCAAAAACCAUCCGCGAUUACGGUACUGGGGAUAGUCUAUGCUAUGCUUUCAUCGAGUUUAAGACCAAGGAGUCUUGUGACCGGGCAUAUUUUAGGAUGCACAAUGCCUUGAUUGAUGAUCGGAGGAUCCAUGUGGACUUCAGUCAGAGCGUUGCAAAACUGUGGUUGUGGUCCCAGCACCAGCGAAAAGAUAAUCUGGGGGCUAAAGGAAGAGGUUGCUUCUCCGGGUGUGGCGCUCCUGAUCACACGUCCAGGGAUCGCACCGGUGGCCCCCCCACGAAGCAGCAACCUGUGAAGUACAUCCUAAGCAAUGAUAACAUUCUGCACGGUCGAGAUGAUUCCAGGUACAAUAUGGUAUUUGUUGAGGAUGCACCAAGAAUUAGUCCGACUCCACCUAGCAGGAUAACCUUCAUGGGGAGCUCCCCUAUGUUGGCGACGUCAAGCUGGUUCUCAGCGUGGCGAAAAAAAUGAGACCUUGCUACGAAUCAAGCCCAUUAGGGAUUUGAAGCGCAGCUCAGACAUAGCCACAUGAUUGAACUUUACUCUCUUUUUUUAUUGAUAAUAUCAUCCGGUGCCGGUUCCAGUUCCAAUUUUGGGUACCGUGUAGGUAGGAAUCGGAACCGAAACUGAAAAUCACUGGUUCUCAAUUUUCCUACCCAUACCCUACCAUGUUUCUAAUUGGAACUACCUGGAACCUACCCGUUAUGGUAGGAUCCAAUCGGUUCCAGUUCUAUUAUGUACCCAUGCACACCCCUACCAGAUCCUGGAUGAGUCAAGAAACUUCUUUUGAUUCGACAAAAUGUACUUUAGGCCACAACCUGAAGAAUAGAGAAAUCUAAUUCUUCCUAUAAGCUUAUGAGUGGCCUAUCACUCUUGACAUGGUUCUUGUCUGGUUCUUAUAUUAGAGAGAGAGAAAGACACGUUACUUUCUAGUUCUGGAACUAAGUUCUAAAUGAGACUGCUCAAGGAACUAUGGGUUUAUACGAGAAAUCAGUAUUCUUAGGCCACUAAAUGAACC
Molecule: messenger RNA, 2331 nt
Organism: Punica granatum (pomegranate)
Lineage: Eukaryota; Viridiplantae; Streptophyta; Magnoliopsida; Myrtales; Lythraceae
Source: RefSeq, a predicted model, not a curated record